AGAAAUCGCGUCAAGAAACCAUUCAAGAAAUCAUAAAUGAGAAGGAAACUGACAAAUUCAAUCUUAAUUUUAUAAAUUGUUAACAACAGUCCAACUUUCGCUUACUAACUGCCGGCGGCCGGAGACUGGACUUUACAUUAAUGGCAAUUGGGAAAAAAGACAAGGCAAUACGCAUGCCGGCGGUAACAUGACACCAUGCCGUUACUUCGCGACCCCCCGAUUUCAUGCUAUCUUACGCCACUCCCCAACAACCUUGCUUUCAGAAGAAGAAUUAAUGGAAGUCUUCCUUAGCCUUCACUCGCUUUAUAAAGGCCUUUUAAAUGCCUUUAUUCAAUGCGAAGACCUUUAACUUUCAGAUUUCGAAUUUUGGAAGAUGGGGAAGAAGAGAGUGAUGUUGCCAGCGAGUGAAGUUGACAUGACGACUGUGAAGUAUACAACUCAAAGAAUUCAAGCUCCAUAUCUGACUGGAUUUUGGUUAAAACUAUUUGUAAUGUUGGCUGAAACACCAAUUAUUGGUUCAAUGAUCAUGAUUUUCUUGCAGAAAAUGAACCGAGGAGCCGAGAGGUUCAAGAAUACCGUGAUACCGGAGGCUCCCAUGUUUGUACCUGAAUUUCCUCCUCAAGAGUCAGAACCUGGUGUUUUUGGCUUAGAAGAAGAUGGGAAACCUGAAGAACGCGUUGAGUUAGCCUUGCAGUGUCUUCCAGAUUACAAUCCAGGCUGUAUUUGGAUUACUGAUCCAGCUGCACCAUUCCGCUAUUGGAAGAUUCGUGAUUAUGCAUAUGCUUACAGAUCUAAGCUUACAGCUCCAUCUCAGGUAGCAGAGAACUUCAUCUCAGCUAUAGAAGAGUCUAACAACCAGAAUCCACUGGUGCCGCUACUAAUUUCUUAUGAUCCUGAUGAAGUCAGAAGGCUAGCCGCUGCUUCCACACAAAGAUUUGAAGAAGGAAGUGAAUUAUCAAUCCUUGAUGGUAUCUUCAUAGCAGUUAAGGAUGACAUUGAUUGCUAUCCAUAUCCAUCAAAGGGUGGAACAACUUGGUUUCACGAGAUUCAUGAAGUGAAGAAGGAUGCUGUCUGCAUCUCAAGAUUACAAAAUUGUGGGGCAGUUUUGGUUGGAAAGACAAAUAUGCAUGAAUUGGGCCUUGGAAUAACUGGAAAUAAUACGAAUUUUGGGACAGCCAGGAAUCCACAUGCUCCAGAUAGGUACACAGGCGGCUCUUCCUCAGGCUCUGCAGCUAUUGUAGCUUCUGGACUGUGUUCUGCUGCACUGGGAACAGAUGGAGGAGGUUCAGUUCAGAUUCCUUCUUCCCUUUGUGGUGUGGUGGGCUUGAAGACAACAUAUGGAAGGACUGACAUGAAAGGGUUGAUAAUUCAUUAUGGAACAGUGGCAAUUGUUGGACCUAUCACAGCAACUGUUGAGGAUGCCAUACUGAUGUAUGCUGCAAUUUUAGGAUCUUCUCCUGCUGAGAGAGUUUCUUUGAAACCGGGCCUCCCUUGUUUACCAAAUUUAAGUUCAAGUGAGAGCUGGUGCUCUCUAGGAUCACUGUGCUUUGGGAAGUAUACUGAGUGGUUCAAUGAUGUUUCUUCAACUGAAAUAUCUGAGAAGUGUGAGGAUGUUCUUAAUCAGCUAUCAGAAAAACAUGGGUGUAAAACGAUAGAGAUUGUAAUACCAGAGUUGCAUGAGAUGCACAAUGCACAUAUUGUUUCUAUUGGCUCUGAAGUACUAUCUCAGCUGAAUCCUUACGUUGAAGAUGGGAAAUCAGCGAGAUUAACAAAUGACACUCGGAUAAAUCUGGCACUAUUUUGAUCAUUUACAGCGUCGGAUUAUGUUGUUUCUCAGUGUCUAAGAACUUACCCAGUGUGAUUCCACAAGUGAGGUCUAGGGAGAGUAAGAUGUAUACAGGCCAUACCCUACCUUUUGUAGGGUAGAGAGGUUGUUUCCGGUUGCAUAAAUAAAGAGAAAAAUCUUGUCAAUGACACAAGAUUCUCAUCACCAUUGCCCGCUUGUAUCCAGUGAGAAUGAAGGCAAAGGUUAAUGUAUUACCACAUGGAGAUUUUCAAGAAGGUGGAUAUCAUUGUGACACCUACUACUGCCAUGACGGCACCCAUAAUAUCACCAACUGCUCUUACAGUUGGAGAGACCAAUAUGCCAAUUACAG
Solanum stenotomum is the source of this 2156-nucleotide messenger RNA. Its product is annotated as fatty acid amide hydrolase-like. Gene Ontology annotation, biological process: N-acylethanolamine metabolic process. Bases 374 to 1804 code for a protein of 476 amino acids. The transcript is spliced from 19 exons. Lineage: Eukaryota; Viridiplantae; Streptophyta; Magnoliopsida; Solanales; Solanaceae. The record is from RefSeq and is a predicted model, not a curated record. Gene Ontology annotation, molecular function: N-(long-chain-acyl)ethanolamine deacylase activity. Gene Ontology annotation, cellular component: membrane.